AUGGGCCAGAAGACCCCUGAGAACAGCUCACGUGCCUCCAGUCCCUCCUGCUCAGACUGUGAAAACUUCCCGAUGGUUCCCACUCUGGAGACCUCCUACCUUGCGCGGGCUGCAAAGAACGAGUUCCUGAACUUGGUGCCUGAUAUUGAAGAAAUGCGACCAGGACCAAAUGAAUUUUUAAAAGGCACCAAAAAGCAUUACAACGCUGAGCUCGAGUCUGUGGACUUCAAAGGAAAUGCAGAGGAGGCCAGGGUCCACAUCAACAGCUGGGUGGAGAAGCAGACACAAGAUAAAAUCAAGGACUUGCUAAGCCAGGAUGCAGUGGGUAGCCUGACGAAGCUGGUUCUCGUGAAUGCCAUUUACUUCAAGGGCAGCUGGAACACGCAGUUUAAGGAGGAGAAGACUGCUGAUGUGCAUUUUCGACUGAACAAGAACGACACUAAGCCGGUGAAGAUGAUGCAGCAGAAAAGUAAAUUUCCUUUUGCGACCAUUCCUGAGGCCAACUGCAAGAUUCUUGAGAUGCCGUAUAAAGGAAAUGACCUCAGCAUGCUCAUAUUCCUGCCUAAUGACAUAGAAGAUGAUACCACAGGCUUGGAAAAGCUGGAGAAGGAGCUGACCUAUCAGAACUUUGUGGACUGGACUCGCCCAGACAUGAUGAGCCCCAACGAGGUUGAUGUCAAGCUCCCUCGAUUUAAGAUGGAGGAGAAGUAUGACUUGGAGAAAAUCCUGACCAACAUGGGAAUGGAGAACGCUUUUGACAUCUACAAGAGAGACUUCUCUGGAAUGUCUCCAGCAAAUGACCUGAUAGUGUCCAAAGUUGUCCACAAGGCUUUGGUGGAUGUAAAUGAAGGAGCUGAGGCUGCUGCUGCCACUGGGGUUGACAUGGAAGUCCGCUCUAUAACGAUUCCCGCUGAGUUUGUUGCCGACCAUCCCUUCAUCUUCUUCAUCCGACAUAAACCCACCAAGAGCAUUCUCUUUGUGGGCCGGUACUGCUCACCCGAGUAAACACGAGCUGACAUUGACAUGAAUUAAACAUAAAACAUUAUAUACAGUAUAAGAUUUUGUAAGGUAAACCUAGUUCAUACAAAUGAAGUAAAGAAAAGUUAUUAAAACAAAA
Messenger RNA from Maylandia zebra (zebra mbuna), 1117 nucleotides. NCBI's taxonomy places the organism in Eukaryota, Metazoa, Chordata, Actinopteri, Cichliformes, Cichlidae. The record is from RefSeq and is a predicted model, not a curated record.